Messenger RNA from Mycotypha africana, 1602 nucleotides. Its product is annotated as fungal-specific transcription factor domain-containing protein. Gene Ontology annotation, biological process: DNA-templated transcription. The record is from RefSeq and is a predicted model, not a curated record. The annotation marks the transcript as partial. Gene Ontology annotation, molecular function: zinc ion binding; DNA binding. Lineage: Eukaryota; Fungi; Mucoromycota; Mucoromycetes; Mucorales; Mycotyphaceae. The transcript has 5 exons.
AUGCCAGUCAGAAAGAUAUUUGAAGAAACCGAAAAGAAGGAAAAUAACACUGCACAACAAACACAACAACGGGAGCAGCUGGGGCACGGGACAGAGAUUAUUGCGAACAAUAACAAUAUUAAGGCGCCUUCCCAAUCAGCACCCUUUUCUUCAAUGGGUAACAACAGCGAUAUAACAUCGUUUGAUCGUUUUGCUAUCAAUGAAAUUGGACAAGCAUUGUACAUAAACGAUAUCAAAGAACGAGACGAUAGAAUACCAGACUACCAUGAUUUACAAUUACAGCAACUUCAAAGUGAUGAAUUAUCGGAUAUUACUGCUGACUCACCUAUCUCCUCAACGGCCUCCUUUUAUGUCGUUGCAUCGCAACCGCAGUCCACUAGCACAUUAGUUCCAGAUCAUCUGAUUUGUAGCAGACGAUUCAUCCAUGAAGUGCAACCGUUAUUAGAGGUUUAUUUUGAUCACGUUCAUAAGUACUUGCCAAUGAUACAUAAACCCACAUUCUUAAAGCAACUACAUAGUAAUUAUUAUGGUUAUUCAUCUGUGUCGUCAGCCGUUUCAACAAAUCAUCUUCAGCCGCCUUCAAAAUUCCUUGUUUAUGCCAUGUGUGCUGUAGCUGCAAAAUGGGCACCCAAUCAUUUACUAGCAGAGGAAAAUAGUGAUCUUGUCGUAAGAAUGAGGAAAUUAACUGAAACGCUACCUCCGGGAUACAGCUUUUACCAGAAAGCGAUUGAUUUACUAGACGAAUUUAUGGAUAUACCUCGUACCUCGACUAUUCAAGGCAUUUUAUUGCUAGUUAAAUACCAGGAAUGUUUUCAAAGAACCGGUUAUUUUCAUCGCUCUCAUUUCUAUCUUGGAAUAGCUGUACAAAUGUGUCACGACCUUGGUCUAACACUUGUAGCAACUAGCUUAAAUUGCGAUGCCGAGAUCAAAAGACGAACUUUUUGGGUAGCGUUCAUGAUGGACCUGUUAAUGAGUAUUGAACUAGGCCAAGCACCUUACUUUAAUAUUCAACAAUGUACAACAGCGUUUCCUAUGGUCACUAAUGAGGAAGGGCCUGCCCUGGAAGAGCUGAUAGUAAAUCAGAAUAUCUUUAUCCAAUUAGGAAAGGUAUUGUCGGACAUCUACUGUACAUCACGGCGAUUGACGUUAAGACAGCAAAUUCAAGGCAAACAUAAAACCGAAGAGCAAAUGGUGGAGGAACAAGCCAAGCUCUUUUCUCUACAUACCCAUCUUGAAAACUUUCUUUAUGAAGUUCCACCUGACUACUAUCCUGUGGAGAAACAUCCUAUUCUUGAUCCGUAUAUUGGCUUUUUACACAUAACAUAUCAUUUAAGUGUCAUUCUGCUACAUCGUCUAUAUGUCUUGAACCCAUUAUCAGAGACCAAGUUUGAAUUCAUUGGCUACCCUCAUCAACAAUUAUGCGCAACCUCUGCUUCCAACAUCACUAGUAUUGUUCAAACGCUACUAGAAACGUAUCCAAGUUACAUAUUCAAUUAUCCGAUUCGUGGAGUACAGCAUGUUAUUCAUUGUUUAACUAUGGCCUUAAGUAUACAUAAAUAUGAAAUGAAUCAUGCUGAAAAUAACUCGAUGAAGAAUGCAGCU